AGUUCUUUAAGAUCUGCAGGAAAAAUCAUUUGUUUUUCCGUCAGUGUUUCCACACUGUAAAGAAAGUGCAGCAUGGAAAAAAUUUAACUCAAAUAGCAAUGCAUUCGGCGGCACGUUUUGAGUCAGUGUGUUUCGAAGCUGGUGGAUAAGUACAAAUUUUCUAUCAACAUGUUCCCCUUCCAGUGCUGACAUCAAUUCUGAAAUUACACUAUGCUUCCUAUAGUGAAUAAUUAAAGGAUAAUUGUUCUACUUUUGUUAUUGCUACUCGUAUUGACAAUUAUUGCCAUAAUUAUGCUGAUGCCCACUGUUGUGAAGGUCGGACAGCAAAAAAAAACAUUUCACAUCGAAUCCUCUACAUUUAUUAAUCUGAAACAGACGUCCCAGAAAUACAUGGUCUAAGCAAAAGCAUCGUUUCUCAUUCUUUCUUUCUUUUUCUUGAACGGGAAUGUUAUUCUCGUAAUUUAGAACGGGCAUUUCACGAGUUUGUAGAGAAAUCAGCUUAUGUAACUAUAAUAAAAUUCCCGAAGAAGUCAUGGAAUGAAUGCAGGAGGACGAGAAGAAACUGCUGAAGACUACGGCAUCAUAGAAAAAAAAUUAUAUCGCGUUUUCUAUCCUGUAUUUUGGUUGUCUACAUUUUUCAUGCAAUAGUGACCUCUAUUUUGGUGUCUUCACUUCAGCGAGUGCAUUCUAAUGAACUCAAGUGACCUGCAUCCUUUUUCGUUCCUGUUUUUUUCAUAGCGUCGCUAACCACGACUCAAGGAUUCGUCACAGUGGCCAUUAUUUACGCCCUGGUCAACACUCUGGGCAUCAUGGAGGCCAUCAUCGUCAGCGCCGUACCGACCGUCGAGGACCAACCGUUCCCGAGAGUGGGCCUGCUGUACGCGUACACGUUCAAGGGUAUGGAGGCAUCCUUCAACUGCUUCUCAGCCAUGAUACUACUCUUCGGCGCCGUCGGUAGGAUCAAGCCCGCGCUGACGGUGUUCCUCUACUGGAACGUCUUCUCGACCAUCACCUGCAUGCCGCUCAACAUCGGGCUCUUCCACACGAAGUCCGGCGACGAACAGUACUCUCUGGUCAGGAGGCUCAUUAUCAGGCGGAAUAUGACGACAACCACUGCUCCACCGGACUCUUUUGACCUGACAUCCAUUGCCCGCUUUUUCUCUCAACUUGCAACGGUGGAGUAUUUCUACGCCAGGAUGGGCAUCACCGUCAUAGCGGCCAUCGUUAAGGCGUACGUGCUGUUCGUGUACAUCGGCUUCUACAGGGAUCUCCACAACGCGCCUUACAACUACGUGCUCCAGGAGUGAUCUGGACGCGCUGCGCGGCCACCUGAAAAGGAUCUCUGUGGGCGUGGCAUCGCUGCUUGCCUUUUCCUUUUUCCCUUUUUCCCCCCUUUUUUUUGUUGCUUUUCUUUUAACUCACUUCGGCCGUACGUCCGAGCCGCCAUUGGUCACUUGAACACGAUUUACCACUUAUAAAGCUGAGCCUUCUGCUCGGUGGCAAAUCUCUGUCCGUGAGAUUUCUCGAUCACUCCCCAACAUCGACGUUAGCCCGCUAAAAGGCGUAAAGUACAUACGUCGUACUUCCCACGAAGCUGUACUAUUCAGUCGUUUCUUUUUUGUUAGUUUAGUACUCGUGUUGUGCCAUUCAUAGAGAAAAAACUUAGUACGUUUAUAGCGCAGCUGGCAAAAGUGUGCUGCUUGCGACACAAAUACAGCUCUUUGCGUGACCGAACGUCUCCCUGUAAAGUUCGUAGUGAAGCCGUAGUGAGCGAAUCCAAAAUCUCAUAUUCCUAAUAUCGUAGUUGUUCUUGCCGAUCCCCCAAUAGCAUCAACCGGAGUUUAACGUGUCUCUCACGCUCUUUAACAGUUAUCGUGUCGCGACACGAACAUAUCGCGUAUUGAUCCUAGGUCCUAUCGUCUAAAUUUCUGUGCGCGCAUAUGAUAUGCCGUAUACAGUACGUCUAAUUUCUGCUAACGUUAAUAAAAAUUGCACUUUGGAGCAAUGUGUUUGCGCAAAAUAAGACAUGCGCCGUAACUCCGAAGAGCUUAUUUGCGCUAAACUGCACGCUUUUGUCUUUACAAGUCCUCAAUGUGGCGCAUUUCCAAUAUUCUCUCAAGUCACCACUAUAUCCCUUGCCGGGGUCUCCUCGCUAUGAUGGUAUCCUUUAUUCCCCUCCGUAAAGUUUUUUUUUUAUUUCUUUUUCUUUCUUUCCUAUUUAGAGAUUCAGGCGGCCGUUGAAGAAAGCUGUGGCACGUGGAGAGGGCUAAACGAAUCGGAAGCCGCGUAUCUCAACUCCUAGGUUGACGGAGCUGCUCGUAAUCCCUCUCUGUUUUCACAUCCGCUACGAUGUAUACGCACUUUCAUUUAGGGCGCCCAGCGAACCGAGCCGCCAUAUUGCCAAAUGGAUUUACUAUCGAUGCGGCCGCGGUAUAUGUCACCUUUUCUCCCGAUAUCACGCCGUCUCGUCGAAAAAAAAAAUUGAUAAAUCGAGUAAAUAAAGCUUCCUGACUCGAAAUAGGGCGGCCAGCUGACAAAUAUGAGUCCGCGGCCUCAGCGUUACGUAAUUCGCGGGGACCACCAGGCCCACUGGACCGCGUCCUGCGAUCGCGAUGUGGAACCGACGCCGUGUGAGCGCGUUCGGCGUCGCGGCUCUGUCGCUUUCGUAACGCCGUUCUUCUCCCGCUGCCCGUCCCGGUCCUGUCCGCCGGCCGGUAUAUACGCGGAUUAGGCGACAGCCCGAAAUAUGGCUCCGCGAUUCUUCGCUGUCGUCGCCCGCUACCGCAAUUCGGCGAUGCGUUUCCGAGGCCUGUCGGAUGGUCAGAACUUCAUUGCCUCGGCCGAAUGGUGCCACAUAUCAGAGCGAAACUUUCUCUGCGAACACUGCCGAAAUUUGCUUGCGGUGGCUGCCGCUGUCUUGCAGAAUAGCUCGGCACAGGACAGCACGCAUAGACCGAGAACGGCGUGUAUAUUGACACGUGUACUUAUUUAACAUUUUCUUGGGGACUGCAUUUAACACACUGACAACUUGAAGUUAUCACUCAGUGCACGACGCGCCUGAAUGAUUGAAACCUACUGGAAUGUUGACGUUACUUCUAUGCGCUGUCUGUUGUCACCGAAGCUUGUGUGUUCUGACUGUAUGCGCGACGCGAAUUGCGUAGUACUUUCUGGAAGACACGCGGACACCUGCGAUUAAUAUGGAAACUUCGAUGAUUCAUGCAUAAAAGCCGAUGCGCUUGACCGACAGAUUAGAUUUUAGACGAUCGCCGACUGUGUUCGCCGUUAUCAUUGCGCUUUGAGUGCAACUUGCUUUUGUGGGCACAGUUUCGCCCAAUAAAAUGUUGUUUAAGCUAUUGACA
Messenger RNA from Dermacentor andersoni, 3359 nucleotides. RefSeq lists its product as uncharacterized. Lineage: Eukaryota; Metazoa; Arthropoda; Arachnida; Ixodida; Ixodidae. The record is from RefSeq and is a predicted model, not a curated record.